Molecule: messenger RNA, 2076 nt
Organism: Aureobasidium pullulans EXF-150
Lineage: Eukaryota; Fungi; Ascomycota; Dothideomycetes; Dothideales; Saccotheciaceae
Product: TFP11-domain-containing protein
Exons: 1
Coding region: 1-2076 (691 amino acids)
Biological process (GO): spliceosomal complex disassembly
Cellular component (GO): U2-type post-mRNA release spliceosomal complex
Molecular function (GO): nucleic acid binding
Source: RefSeq, a predicted model, not a curated record
AUGAUGGCCAAGAUGGGCUACAAACAAGGCCAAGGUCUCGGAAAAGAAGGCGAGGGCAUCGUCAACCCCAUCGAAGUAAAACUACGACCACAAGGUGCCGGUGUAGGUGCAGUAAAAGAAAAGACGGACCAAUACAAGGCAGAGCAGAGGAGAAAAGCGGAAGCCAAAGGAGAGGAAUAUGAAGAUUCCAGUGAUGAGGAGAGGAGGGCUAGGAAGAGGAGGAAUGAACGUAAGAAGGAGGAGAGAGCUGGAGGUGUGGGAGGAGGUAGGAGGAAGAUGAAGUAUCGUACUGUCGAGGAUGUGCGUGCUGCGGCGCCUGGAUUGGAAUUGCCGAAAGCGAUGCUGGGUAGUAUCGUUGAUGCGACAGGAGGCACGACGAAACUCCUCACCAGUACUGCUGGACUCAUGACACCCGUCAACGUACCUGCCGAGACUGAAGCCGACAAGAUAGCCAAGCGCGAGAGACUGGAACUGGAAGCAUUUAUCGAAGCAUGGCAUGGCUUGCAAGAGCGAAAAGUCGUCGUGGAAGAGCAACAGGGACAUUUACAAAUGGAGAUCAAUCAGGCAGACGACGAUAUUGAAAAGAUGCGACAAAUGGUCAUGACAGUCGAGGGCUUGAACAUUGCGAACAUCGAUUGGGGUCAAGCAAUGCAGAAGCUGCAGAAACUACAGCAAGACUUCCGCCACGAUAUUGAGAGCUAUAACCUUUCAGAGGCGGCCGUCGCUACAAUCACACCUCUCUUCAAGGCUGACUUGGACGAUUGGGAUCCAUUGGAAACGCCAUCAUACCGCCUAGUCGAGCAUCUCACACAUCUAAAACCCAUCCUCGGGCUGGAAAAGACAUCGAACGCGCUUGCGACUUCGAAUCUAGAUAUUGAACCCGAACAACGACGCUACCGCAAGCAAAAAACCACCACACCAUACGAAAGUCUUAUUCACGGCAUCUGGCUACCAAAACUACGAUCCACAGUCACGCGCUGGGAUGUGCAUGAUCCUUCACCUCUAAUCGCUGUAGUGACAGCCUGGCGACCUCUCCUACCACCGUUCGUCUACUCCAAUCUCCUGGACCAACAGAUCGUGCCCAAACUCACAGAUGCACUGGCGAGCUGGAACCCAAGGAAGAGACGCCAUCAUCACAAGUCUUCUAGCUCGGAUGCACCACACACAUGGCUAUUCUCCUGGCUACCACUUCUGCCCUCUUACCAUCUGGACCCGAAAGCCAGCACUGGUCUUCUCGUAGACGCGAAGAGAAAGUUACGUCGUGUACUGGAUACAUGUGAUGUUUCUUCCCUCCUCCCAGGUCUAGAGCACUGGCGCAAUCUCUUCGGCACAAAAGAUUUCGACGCAACCAUGUUACGCCAUCUCCUCCCUCGUCUAAGCUCCCAUCUAUCCCAAACCUUCGACAUCGACCCAGCAGACCAAGACAUUUCCCCCCUCGAACACGUAUUCCUCUGGCAACCUUACUUCACCCCCGCCAUCUUCGCUCGUCUCCUAGUUGCAGAAUUCUUCCCCAAACUGCACAGCGUGCUACAUCAAUGGCUCACCUCCCCGGAAGCCUCGUUCGAAGAAAUAGGCGCCUGGUAUUCCUGGUGGAAAUCCGUCAUCCCUGAAUCUCUACAACGGGUUCAAGACGUAACUGCCGAAUUCGACAAAGCGUUGAGAACAAUCAACGACGCAUUGAAUUUACAAGAGCGAGGUAUUUCGUUGUCGGAAUUGCCCGCUCCUGCUGCCGGACCCGUUCGUCCCGUCAUCACUGCCGCAUCCACUGCCACUGCAGCUUCUUCCACACCUGCAGCUUCCUCCACUUCCAAGUUUUCACAACAGCAGGAAUUAUCUUUCAAAGAUGUCGUGGAGGAAUGGUGUGCGGAGAAUGAUCUCACGCUUCUGCCGAUGAGGGAAGCACAUACGGCGACCGGAAACCCGCUUUUCAGGAUCACGGCUUCCGUUUCUGGGAAGGGUGGUGUGGUUGUUUUCUUCAGGGGUGAUAUGGUGUGGUGUCAGAAGAGGAAGAGGGAAGAUGGGUUUGAACCUGUGGGGUUGGAUGGGGGAUUGUUGGAUAGAGCGGAGGGGAAGUAG